AAUGCUCCAUGUUCACGCAAUUCAAGUAGACAUACUCAUAGACAUAAACAUUCACACACACACUAAGAGCGACGGCGAAGAAGAAGAAGGAGAAGAAGGAGAAGAAGAACGAGGCCGAGUGAGAGAGAGAGAGAGGCCGCCAUCGCCAGAGCGGGGGGUUGGUUGAUCAGAGCAGCACUGGAACUGGAGCCCCAAGCGAGUACGAUGAUGGCCAGCUCCGACGCUGUGGAGGCCGCCGCGUAUGCUGCCAAGUACCGGAAGUAUGAGCGGGACUACUUGCGACGCAUUAACCAUCUCUACUUCUCCAACAACACCCCUGACAAUGGUGAAAUAUUUGAGAGCGUUGCUACCAUUGACGAAUUUGUUAUCAAGGAGAGCAAGGAAGCACCACUUAGGAAAUUCCUCUCAUCUUCAGGCCUUGUAAACAAGGAAUCUUCAGUCCCAAAGGUCGAACCUAUGGAUAUCGACGUAAAUGCUCCAUCAACCUCGAAUAAAAAAUCUCAGCGAUCCACUCCAGAUGGUAGUCGGAAACCAUCUAGGGGUAAAUGACAGCAGUUAUUCGUAGAGCCUUCGCUUCACAUGGUCGGUUUCACUGUGUAUACAGGUCCUUUACGAUUUCAGAGGCCGGUCGAAAUGUCCGUUCAGUGAAUAGAUUAGAUUUCUCUUUUUCCUGCUUAUGUACGUUUAUGUUCAUUUUUCUGGUUUCAACACUGAUUAUGUACACAUGUCAAGAUACUGAAGCUUGGAUCAUUCACUUUUAGUUUCUGUGUA
Molecule: messenger RNA, 771 nt
Organism: Physcomitrium patens
Lineage: Eukaryota; Viridiplantae; Streptophyta; Bryopsida; Funariales; Funariaceae
Source: RefSeq, a predicted model, not a curated record